This is a messenger RNA of Lingula anatina, 1662 nucleotides long. Its product is annotated as cysteine desulfurase. The record is from RefSeq and is a predicted model, not a curated record. Lineage: Eukaryota; Metazoa; Brachiopoda; Lingulata; Lingulida; Lingulidae. Gene Ontology annotation, biological process: [2Fe-2S] cluster assembly. Gene Ontology annotation, cellular component: mitochondrion; nucleus; cytosol. Gene Ontology annotation, molecular function: cysteine desulfurase activity; pyridoxal phosphate binding.
AUGAUGAGCGGACGAAUUUUACCCCGGGCCACCCGAGAAAUCCUUCGAUCUUUUCGAAGAACAGUGUCAACGACAGCUGUUUCCUCUGCACAAGCUGCUGCAGCCAGCGAAGCAAAGAAUGAAGACCCAGCUGUGCAGCCUUUACUAUNACCCCUGGUUGUGGGGAUGGGGGAGGCAUGUGCUGUGGCUAUGGAGGAGAUGGAGUAUGACCACAAACGUAUCAGUAAACUAGCGCAGCGUCUGCUAGAUAAGAUAACGACAGCCCUGCCAGAUGUCAUCAGAAAUGGCGACCCCGAGCACAUGUAUCCUGGGUGUAUUAACCUGUCCUUUGCCUACGUAGAAGGCGAGAGUUUACUGAUGGCACUCAAAGAUGUGGCUCUGUCAUCUGGGAGUGCCUGCACGUCUGCCUCCCUAGAGCCUUCCUAUGUAUUGAGAGCCAUAGGAGCUGAAGAAGACCUGGCCCACUCCUCUAUCAGGUUUGGGAUUAGUCGCUUUACCACAGAAGAGGAAAUAGAUUACACAGCCGAGAAGUGCAUUGAACAUGUGCAGAGGCUAAGGGAGAUGAGCCCUCUGUGGGAGAUGGUACAGGAGGGGAUUGAUCUCAAGUCCAUCCAGUGGUCACAGCACUAGUGGACACAGUGGACAGCACAAGUGGACAUUGACCACAGUAGGUUUCACAUCAGUGUACAGUGACCACAUUAGACAUGAACCUAGCGGACAAUGACCAUUCUGAACUUAGUACAAGUAAAUGUAGAAAGUGACCAUGGUGAAUGCAACACCAGUGGACAGUGGAUGCAGUAUUAGUGGACAUUGCCCGCAGUGGACAUAACAAUCUAUGUUAAUUGGACACAGGUCUGUUUUGGUCACCAGACCAGUGGUGAGAGAUGCAUGUUAUUGAUCACCACACACUCACGCACACACACAGACAUUAGGGUAUAUUAACCAAGAAGUGCUGCAACACUGAAAAAUAAAUAUACAUUUGGAAUUCCAAAAAAAAAAAAAAAAUGGGAUUAGUCCACAGGUAGCGAAUAUGGUGACCACAGGGUAUUUGGUCAACCAGUUAUUUGAUUACUGGCUUACCUCCAUUAACUUGUAGCAAAUUUUGUGAAAUCUGAAUAUUGAAUAUAAUGGUGGUUAUGAGACUGUGAUGGAGAAAGAAAAUAUUGACACGUUAUUUUGAUGUGGAAUUUCACAAAAUGUGAUAUAAAUAUAAUUUUAUUAGAACAGUUAACCAUGGUAUAACUAUAACACGUGUAUGUUCUUUCUAAGAAAAAAGUAAUGACAAGCAAACUACAGAUAAGCACUGAUGUCUACUGGAGUCAAAUGCUCUCCAAACCAGUCUGUAUUUGUAAAUUGAUUGCUCUUAAAAUUCGAAUCUAGAAAUCACUUUGUACAGAUAUGGCAGAAAUACAUGUAUACCGUUAGUAAUGCCUUUCACCAGACAAUGGGUGUUUCCAGUGUUCAUGAAAUGCAUGUGAACUUAGUAUUUAUCUAUCCCUGUAUCAGCCAAUGUGACAUACUGUGAACUCUUGUACAGUACAGUAAAUAAAAAAGAAAGAGAAAAGGUAAAUAAAGAAGGAAAAGCCAUAAGCUAAUUGCUGUAUUAUGUUUAUGCCAUGAAGAUGAAGACUGAUUGUAGAUAAUAAAAUUCUUGGAUUUAAA